AUGGGUCUCACGUGUGGAGGUACCCAACUGGAUGUGACGUCCGCUGCUGCGUCCGCUGAGUGUUUAAUCUACUCCGGCACUUCGUCCGGCACGGAGAUAUCGGACUUGGCUACAUGCAUGUCGGUGUGCCGGUUCCCGGCCUGCAACAACGGCACGUGGGACUACACAGCAUCGGACGGUAUUAACUCGGAGAUUUACGCAGGGUUAGACUUCCUAACUCUCAUGAGUAACGCCGGCACCCAAGCGGCCGCGUCUGUCGCUACUGCAGUGCAGCAGCCGUUUUCGAACCUCACGUUUGCUGCUACUACUGAGUGUGACUACACUAGUGACAAUUCCUUCAGCUCCUGUCAAUGUGCCGGUGUGUCGAGCUACACACCGUCGUCUGGUGCCGGCGGUACCGGCACGGCAUCCAACUCGCAGUAUUCGGUGCCGGCAAACAAGGGUCUGGAAGACGCGAACCACUGGCCUGACGGUACGGCCAAGUCAAAUGUUGACAAAGCCGGUAUUGCCUCGACUACGAUCGGUAGCAGUGCCGCAACAGUGUCGGUAGUAGCCGGUGGUGUCAUGUCGGUCGCUAGUGGCAUCGUUGGCGGCACCUCUGCCGGUGUGGCCUCCGGUGUGUCGGCCGCAGCCAGUGUCGGCAUCACAAUGGCUGCUGUGGAUAUCUGCCAGUUCUCUAUCAUGCUUAACCAGAUGAACGUGGACGCUCGGCCUCGUUUCAUGGAGAACAUGGGCAAGAAGAUGGCUCCAGCAGCCUUCACCUUCCUCCCGUUCGGCAAGAACAACGCUUCGUCCUCGAGUGGCAGCUCCGGCUCGGGCUCUUCGACGUCGACUACCGGUGUGCAGGGCAUGGAGAAGUACGCGUCUCUUAUCGGCGUGGACCCGGACAUGUUGUUCUACUUGGCCGUGGCCGGCAUUGCCUGCAUGGUCGGCGUCCUGUUCGGUGCGUACGCGCUGGCAAUGGGCGUCUGCUUCUUCUUGGUGCAGGACUUCCCCACGUUCAGUAAGAAAUGGCUGGAUAAAGCCAUCGGCGUGCUCAUGAUGAUCCUCAUUCUGUCCGAGUAUGUGGUCGGCGCCACGGCCAUGUACCAGAUCUGCUACUGCCUGGACCACGACUCGGUGGACGUGAGUUUCUUCCUGGCGAUCCUGGCGCUGCUGGGUCUGGCCUUUGGGACGAUUCUGUACGGCGUCGUGGUCAUCAAGAACAACGAGGACGAGCUGCGGGACUUGGGGACCAAAGACCAUUUCGACAAGAAGUUCCACGCGCGCUACGGGCCGCUGUACGACGAGCACAGCUUCGAAGGCCGCUUCUUCUUCGCGCCCAAGCUGCUGCUGGCUCUGCUGUGUGGCAUGACCACGGGCAUGGUCUGGAUCCAGGGCUUGUGGCAGAUUAUCGUGCUCAUCGCGCUGCACAUCGCCUUCCUCCUGUACCUGGAGAUCAAGCAGCCGUACCCGACGGCGUUCGUGCAGAAGACGUCGAGCUUCGUCAUCAUCAUCAAGAUCUCGGCGCUCUUCCUCAGCUUCUUCCUGCUCUCGAGCGCCACGAGCUUCACCGAGAGCAUCCCGGACGAUCUUCGGGAGGGCGUGGCCUUUGCGAUUGUCGGCUUGCAGGUGCUCGUGCUCGUGUGUCUCAUGAUCCGCCAAGUGUACAUCUUCUACCGCACGUGGAAGCUCAAGCGGGACGGCGCGGACGACAAGACGGUCACGGUGCAGACCACCAACGCACGGGAAGGCUCCGAGGCCUUCUUCGCACUGGGGGGCGAGCCACAGUACUACAACAAUAGCAACAACAACAACCACCACCAGAGUCGAGGAGGCUCCAUGGCCGUGCUGGGGGACGACACGACGCCCAAGAUGCAGGACCCGCGCCAGUACGCGCAGGAGACCCCGUCCAACGCCAACUACUACGGCAACCGACCGCUAAGAGGGCUGCAGCCACAAGCCAACAACCAGAUGCAACGCACCCACUCGGUCGUGCAGCACCAGAGCCACCGCAAUAACGAAGUCGACCUGUAG
Molecule: messenger RNA, 2016 nt
Organism: Phytophthora infestans T30-4
Lineage: Eukaryota; Oomycota; Peronosporomycetes; Peronosporales; Peronosporaceae
Exons: 2
Coding region: 1-2016 (671 amino acids)
Biological process (GO): transmembrane transport
Source: RefSeq, a predicted model, not a curated record